Coccinella septempunctata (seven-spotted ladybird) is the source of this 2341-nucleotide messenger RNA. RefSeq names its product exocyst complex component 8. The transcript is spliced from 12 exons. Gene Ontology annotation, cellular component: exocyst. Gene Ontology annotation, biological process: Golgi to plasma membrane transport; intracellular protein localization; exocytosis. Bases 101 to 2185 code for a protein of 694 amino acids. The record is from RefSeq and is a predicted model, not a curated record. NCBI's taxonomy places the organism in Eukaryota, Metazoa, Arthropoda, Insecta, Coleoptera, Coccinellidae.
UGUAAACAAUAACAUGUCAAAAAAUCACUCAAAACUGUCAUAUUUAAAAGUGGGAUGUUUCCCGUAUUUCAAUAAAUAAAAAGGAAUUAUAAAUAUAAAAAUGGAUUCCCCAAGAGAACCCGAUAUCAAUUUAUUGAGUUCGACGGAUUUUGCACCUGAAAAAUACGUAAGAGAUCUGUCCCAACAUUGCGUUGGAGGUCCUGAAUUAAGAAGAUUAAGGAAAAAAAUUCAGAGCCUUUCUGAAGAAACCAACAGCACACUGAAAAGGAAUGUUUAUCAGAAUUACAUGCAAUUUAUUGAAUCAGCCAAAGAAAUAUCACAUUUAGAAAGUGAAAUGUAUCAACUAUCCCACUUACUAUCGGAACAAAAAUCACUACUCACAUCUUUGUGCAGCACUUCCAUAUUAGGAGAUGAUUCAAUGCUGAUUAGAAGAUCAGAAAAUAAAGAUGACGAAGAUAAAAAACAAGAAGAAUUCAAUCGGGAAAAAAUUGCAAGCAUAUUAGAAAAAGUGGAAGGAUGUAAAGAGCUGCUUGAAGUGCCUGAACGAACUUAUCUAUAUGAGGGACCAUUGGUAGAGUUGGAUCCUCUGGAUAAUAAUCCGGUUAAAAAUGUACAGGCGUAUUUGUUUUCCGAUAGCCUUAUGAUCGCCACAAGGAAUAGUCAAGGGUUGAUGAAAUAUGUUUUUGAAGUCAUGUAUGAAAUCGGAAGUUUAGCAGUUGUAAAUGUAAAAGAUUUAGGAAACAUCAAACAUGCCUUCAAACUAUUGAUUUUCCCAGAUACGAGAGUCUUCAAGUGUAAUUCUGGAGCAGUAAAGAAAGAGUGGCUUGAUAAAAUCGAUCAAGCAAAAAAAUCCAAAUUGAACCAUGAUCAACAAAAAAGGGAAUCGACAAUAGAAAAAUCACCUUCUCGAUCUGCUUCUAUCGAUUCACCCAGUAUCAAUCCUUUCGAAGAAUCAGAGGAAGAUGGGGAAAUAACCCAUCCUGAAUGGUUUCUGGAAGCACCAGAAGAGUUGGAUGUGUGCGUUGCUCAAAGACAUUUUGAGGAUGCCCUUAACCUCCUUCAGAAAGCUAUAGAAUACGCAACGCAUGCGCCACAGGAUCAUCUCCUGUUGGAGGUUCAAAAGAAGGUAGAUCAGAGACACAGUCAUCUGACUGAAGUUUUAAUGAAAGAACUGGAAAUUCGACCUGGAAAAUCGAUGCAAGGGGGCCUGGGAGCUUCUAGACGAGCUGUACGCCUCUUGAUCACAUUGGGACAGCCAAAUCAGGCCUGCGACUUAUUCCUUAAUAUCUGUACUUGCAUGUUGAAAAUACAGUGUAAAAGAGUGAAGAGAGAAGGAUCCACUUCUAUGUACAUAAAGCAUUUAUCCAGCGUCAUCUUCACGAAUAUUUGCCAUAUGACCGAAGAAUUUUUGAGAAACUUUUUAAAUUCCCCUAGCUGUUAUUCAGCAUAUGUAGUCUGGGUGAGUGCGCAGCUGUCUCAGUUCAUAGCUCAUUUUGUUAAACAAGUCUUCGGUCCACAAGCUUCGAUGUCAAUUGUUGCGGAAUGUGUCGAUUUAGUGAGAUGUCAGUGUGAAAGGUUAUGCAAUUAUGGGGUUGAUAUGUGCUACCAAUUAGAUGGCCUACUGCGGUCUUCUAUCACAAGAACCUUGAGAGACACCAGAGAUAAAUACGUUGAUUCCAUAAGAAUAAAAGCAGCUGAAGAUAAUUGGACACCAACCAACUUGAAGUCGAAAAAUGCCCUCUUGAAAUUUCUGCAAGAAUAUUCUGAUUUAGGCUUGAAAUUAGAUUCUUUCAUCACAGGUGAUAUUUGGUUGCAACUCACUUCUAAUAAUCUAAUUUUCACAAAGAAUUUCUUGAACUUGCUGAGGGAUUGCAUAAAAUUAAAAACGACAAAGCUUCUUUAUGCAAUAGAUGAAACACUUUAUGCAGUGUUUGAUGCUCAAAUCAGACAUCACGAGCUAACUUUACGUGAGGAAAAAAGAAGUGAACAAAGAAAACUAGUAACCAAAAAUGCAGAAUUUCUCCUCACCUCUUUUCUUGAGGUCUGUCAGAGGGAAUACCAAGAAAGUAUAGGUUUUCCUUGUGACACUUUGCUCCAGAUUCAGAAAGAGUAUUCAGCAUUAUUGAAUGGAAUAUCGCCCACUAGUAGAAGUACGAAGACGAAAUACUCUUCAGAGUUUCUAUAAAAGUGUUAAAAUUUUUUAUAUUAUAUAAAAUUGUAGAUUUAAGAAAAUAACGAAACUGUCAAAUGUACAAAACCAUUCAGAGAGUUAUGUUUGUGGGAAUUCAAUAUUUGCCACUUUCAAUGGAAACUAGCUUCAAAUAAAUUAUAUAUUCAAACA